AUGGGACAAGAUUUAACCACCCCUCUUAGCCUUACUUUAGAUCAUUGGCGCGAGGUGAAGACCAGAGCCUCCAAUCAAUCAGUGGAGAUCAAGAAAAACAAGUGGACCGCCCUGUGUUCAUCCGAGUGGCCCACCUUUGACGUCGGGUGGCCACGCAAUGGCACUUUUGACUUGAACCUUAUUUCCCAGGUCAAGGCGCGAGUCUUCAGACCAGGACCCUAUGGACAUCCAGAUCAGAUUCCAUACAUCGUCACUUGGGAAAGCCUUUCCUUUGACCCCCCUCCGUGGGUCUCCCCUUUUCUCUCUCCCAGGACAGUCCCCCAGACCCCCUCGGUGCCCUUGCCGACGGACCCCUCCCCUUCACUCUCACUCUGCCCUGUAGUGCUCAAAACCAAGCCUGUUAUCCCCCCCGAUGAUUCCGCUCUAAAUCCCCUUCUCGAAGACUCUCCUCCCCCUUACCCACCUCUGCCCCCCACGCCCAGAGCCCAGCCCCAGGUUCAAGCGCCCCCGGUUCCAGUUGUUGCAGCGAUAGAUCACACUCCCGGGACGUCCUCCCCGAUCGCUGGGAGGUUGCGAGAGCAAAGAGGACACCAAGGGGAUUCUUCUCACAUACUUCCUCUCCGGGUGGGACCAGGGCUGGGCAACCAACUUCAGUACUGGCCUUUUUCCGCCUCUGACUUGUAUAACUGGAAACAACAUAACCCGCCCUUCUCCCAAGACCCUGUAGCCCUAACUAACCUCCUGGAGUCUAUCCUUCUAACUCACCAGCCCACCUGGGAUGAUUGCCAACAGCUCCUCCAAGUCCUCCUCACGACAGAGGAGAAACAGAGGGUCAUUCUGGAAGCCCGUAAACAGGUUCCCGGGGCGGAUGGAAGACCCACCCAGCUGCCCAACGAAAUAGAAGCUGCUUUUCCCUUGACCAGACCAGAUUGGGACUUCACUACACCUGAAGGUAGGGGACACCUACGCCUUUAUCGCCAGUUGCUCACAGCGGGCCUCCGAGCAGCGGGGCGACGCCCCACCAAUUUGGCCAAGGUAAGAUCAGUAGUACAAGGGCAGGAGGAGUCACCGACGGUAUUCUUAGAGAGACUAAAGGAAGCAUAUCGGAGGUUCACCCCCUUCGAUCCAGAUAGCCCUGAGCAAGAAGUGAGUGUCUCUAUGUCCUUUAUUUGGCAGUCUGCCCCUGACAUUAAGGUGAAGCUCCAAAGAAUGGAAAACCUACAGGGACAGAGGUUACAAGAUCUACUCAGGGAAGCAGAAAAAAAUUAUAAUAAAAGAGAAACUCAAGAAGAAAGAGAAGAAAGACAAAGGAGAGAGGCAGAGGAUAGGGAAAAUGCAAGAGACAAGAGGCGAAACAAGGAAUUAAGCAGGAUACUGGCCACUGUAGUGAGAGACAGGGAAGAGUCUAGAGGAGAUAGGAAAGGAGGCAGAGGCAGGGCCCCAUUAGACAGAGACCAAUGUGCCUACUGCAAAGAGAAAGGCCACUGGGCAAGAGAUUGCCCUAAAAAGAAAUCAAGAACAAGAGAGUCCACUCUCCUAACCCUCGACUAGGGGGGUCGGGGCCAGGACCCCCCACCUGAGCCCAGGGUAACUCUUCGAGUGGGGGGCAAGCCAGUUACCUUCAUGGUAGAUACCGGUGCCCAGCACUCGGUUCUCACCCACACCACCGGACCCUUCAGCAAAAAGACGUCAUGGGUUGAAGGAGCAACUGGAGCCAAUCGAUACCGAUGGACUACCAACCAAGAAGUGCAACUGGCCACAGGUACAGUGACCCACGCUUUCCUACACGUGCCGGAUUGCCCUUACCCACUCCUGGGAAGGGACCUCCUGACCAAGCUAGGAGCCCACAUUCAUUUCAAAAAUAAGGGGGCAGUUGUGACCACGUCUAGGGGAGCCCCUCUCCAGGUGCUCACUCUUCGGCUGGAGGAUGAAUAUAGACUGUUCGAAGAGAAAAAUAAACCCUCUCCCGAUAUAGAAGGUUGGCUGUCCAAAUUUCCCGGGGCAUGGGCGGAAACGGUGAGGAUGGGACUGGCGACGAAUCAGCCUCCCCUCGUCAUUGGACUAAAAACUACAGCCAGUCCAGUGGCGAUCAAACAAUACCCACUGUCAGCUGAAGCCUAUCAAGGUAUUAAGCCCCACCUCAAAAGACUCCUAGAACAAGGAAUUCUCACCAAGUGCCAGUCCCCCUGGAACACCCCCCUGCUCCCAGUUAAGAAACACCUCCUCCAGGAAUUGGGAAAACUCGGGUACAGAGCCUCAGCAAAGAAAGCCCAGGUCUGCCAACAGGAAGUGACUUAUCUGGGGUAUAGGCUCAGAGAGGGGCAACGAUGGCUAACCCAGGCCCGUAAGGAGGCCAUCUCCAGUAUCCCAGUCCCUCGGGACCGUAGGCAAGUAAGAGAAUUUCUGGGAACAGCUGGAUUCUUCAGGUUAUGGAUUCCCAAUUUCGCUGAGAAAGCAGCCCCGCUAUAUCCCCUGACCAAAUCAGACAGCAAUUUCAUAUGGGGAGAGCAGCAGCAGUUGGCGUUUGAAAGUAUCAAGCUAGCCCUCCUCGAGUCUCCGGCCCUAGGAUUGCCAGAUUUGACUAAACCAUUUGAACUCUUCCUUGAUGAAAAACAAGGAUAUGCUAAAGGGGUCCUUACACAGAAACUAGGGCCCUGGAGGCAUCCAAUAGCAUACCUUUCUAAAAAGCUAGACCCAGAGGCGGCCGGGUGGCCACCCUGUCUUCGAGUGGCAGCCGCCCUAGCAAUCCUGGUCAAGGACGCCAACAAGUUAACUUUGGGACAGCCCCUGGUGGUCCGAGCACCUCAUGCGGUCGAGUCGCUCGUUCGCCAACCACCCGACCGAUGGCUCUCUAACGCCUGGCUGACCCACUAUCAAUCCCUGCUACUGGACGUGGACCGUGUCCAGUUCGGGUCCCCAGUCAGCCUAAAUCCGGCCACCCUCCUGCCUCUGCCCGGGGAGAGCGACGGACAUGACUGUCAACAGAUCUUGGCAGAGGUACUGAGCGCCCGACCAGACCUAAGUGAUCAACCCCUGAAAGAAACCGACCACACGUGGUUUACAGACGGUAGCAGUUUCCUCUCUGAUGGGCGCCGCCUUGCUGGAGCUGCAGUGACCACGGACUCUGAGGUAAUAUGGGCCCGGGCUCUGCCAGAAGGAACCUCGGCUCAAAGAGCAGAGCUAGUUGCCCUUGCCCAAGCUCUAAAGUUGGCAGAAGGAAAAAGACUUAAUGUUUACACUGACAGUCGGUAUGCCUUCGCCACCGCCCACAUACAUGGAGAGAUAUACAGGAGAAGGGGGCUCCUCACCUCUGCAGGAAAAGAAAUCAAAAACAAAAAUGAAAUUAUAACUCUGUUAGAAGCUAUAUUUCUCCCCAAAAGACUCAGCAUCAUGCACUGUCCGGGCCACCAAAAAGGAGAAGAUCCUGGGGCAAGAGGAAACCGCCUGGCUGACCAAGCGGCAAGAGAGGCCGCCACUAAGGAACAGACACUUUUACUGGUAGCCCAUUCGAGCCCGGACAGAAAGGCUAGAGAAAAUAAUUAUUCAGAAGAAGAUCGAAAGCUCUACCGGGAGAUGGGAGCCACCUAUGACGAGGAGAAUCGAUGCUGGGAAUACCAGGGGAAAUUGGUUCCUCCCAUGAGAGAGGUACGAGAACUCCUCGAUCAACUUCACAAGUGGACUCAUCUGAGCCCAUCAAAACUAAAGACGUUACUAAAAAGAGAAGAGGCCCUAUGUUAUCUCCCACAAAGAGACGCCAUCCUACAAGAAAUAGCUAGCAGGUGCCGAGCCUGCGCCUUGGUCAAUUCCCACAAAGGUAAAAUGGGAACGGGAUCCAGGGAAAGGGGCCACCGCCCGGGUGUACACUGGGAAGUGGAUUUUACUGAAGUCAAACCUGGGAGAUAUGGGUAUAAAUAUUUACUAGUUUUCAUAGAUACCUUCUCGGGUUGGCCCGAAGCUUUCCCCACUAAAACUGAAACUGCAAAAACUGUGACGAAGAAACUGUUAGAAGAAAUUUUUCCCCGCUAUGGGAUGCCUAAGGUAAUAGGAUCUGACAAUGGGCCCGCCUUCGUCUCCCAAGUAAGUCAGAUGGUGGCCAGACUAUUGGGGAUUAAUUGGAAGUUGCAUUGUGCUUAUAGACCCCAGAGCUCAGGACAGGUAGAAAGAAUGAAUAGGACAAUAAAGGAGGCAUUGACUAAAUUUUCACUUGCAACUGGCACAAAGGAUUGGGUGGACCUCUUACCCCUGGCCCUAUAUCGGGCCAGGAAUACCCCGGGCCCCUUUGGGCUCACCCCCUUUGAAAUUCUUUAUGGAACCCCUCCCCCCGCAGUAGCCUUUCUAGACUCUGAUGUAUCUAACUUUGCAAGUUCUCCUUCCUUGCAGGCCCACUUAAAGGCCUUGCAGUUAGCUCAUGAAGAAAUUUGGAAACCUAUAGCAGCAGCUUACAAAGACUCCUCUGACACCCCUAUUGCCCCCCACCCGUUCCAGCCUGGCGACACUGUCUGGGUGAGAAGACACCAGACACGGAAUCUUGAGCCCCGCUGGAAAGGACCUUACACCGUCCUGCUGACAACCCCUACCGCGCUCAAGGUAGACGGCAUCGCUACUUGGGUCCACGCUUCACACGUCAAGGCCACGAACCCAGAACACAGGGAACUACUCGGCAAAGAGAGAUGGCGGCUGACCCGGACACCCAACCCCCUAAAGAUAAGACUGGUCAAAGAAAAAUGAUAAUCAUGUUACUCUGGGUAAAUCUAUUUACUUAUGAAUUUGCUCCCAGUAAUGGGAGCCCCCAUACAGCUGUGCCGACCACCUGGCGAGUAAUUAAUCAAAUGGGCAUUGUAGUGUUUGAAGUCC
Messenger RNA from Nannospalax galili (Upper Galilee mountains blind mole rat), 4854 nucleotides. RefSeq lists its product as uncharacterized. Gene Ontology annotation, molecular function: zinc ion binding; aspartic-type endopeptidase activity; nucleic acid binding. The record is from RefSeq and is a predicted model, not a curated record. Gene Ontology annotation, biological process: proteolysis; virion assembly; DNA integration. Lineage: Eukaryota; Metazoa; Chordata; Mammalia; Rodentia; Spalacidae.